ACUGCUCGCUGUGCAACAAGUAAAAACAAAAGUGACAGACAGUGAAGCACAAUGCCCUGUUUUAAAUAUGGAAGAGGAAACGGAGCUUGCAAUUGCUUGCAGGACAUUAGAUUUGUACGCCGACAACUUUAAGUGUACAGAGGCGAUUGCAGAACCGAGCUUCAUGCUGGAAGGAGCACAAAAAGGCCUCUGUCUAUCUACAUGCGACAGCGUGCCGACAACUGGAUUGAACGCGGAUCAUUUCAAUAUUUCUGGAGCAGGAAGAAAUGCCUUACCUGUUCAAGCCUGCGUCGCUACGGACACAAAUAACAACAUCACAGAUGGGCUGGAAGGCGAUCUGGAUGUCUGCUGGGCAGCUGACAGGACAACGGACACAACAGAGGACCUGCUCUGUUUGAUGGCAGGUGGACAAUGUGGUACACGUGCAGGACUUACAGAAGACCUUGCACAUUUUUUUUCUCACUCGUUUCACUCCAGUACAGAUCACAGCAUGACCUUAAACAACGUAGAAAAAGUUUCCAGGGCUGCUAAUAGUACAAACACGUGCAGCACUGAUGGCAAAACAGACUUUUAUGAGUAUAAAGAAGAUGAGGAGAGGAUGGAUUCACACUGGGGUGCCAAGAUGCAGCACGUGGAUCAGGACCCAUUUAUCUCUCCUGACUUGGGAGUUCUACCAGAUGAUUUAUCUGAAUACUUGAAUAAUGAUGAAGAUAACUUUUUUGUGGAUGACCUCUUUGACAGUCCAUUGCUGAAUUGUGAGGAAAUCAUCACCUGCACUGAUCUUCCCAUGGCAACAGAGCUGCUCUGCCUAGACAGCCAGCAGCAGGGACAGAAGAACGAAAUAACAGGAGAAACAAAUAACAGGAGAAAAAGACCCAGAGCUCCCCGAUCACAACGGUGCACUGAUGAGAACACACCAUCUAGGCCAAAAAGGCAAAGAGCAGCAGGACGAUCAAAAACCAAAGUGGCUGAGCCAACUGUCACUCAAGGCACUGACAAUGGGUCAGAGAGGAGUUUAGCAGAGUCGGUGGGCCCCUCCCCCACUCAGCAAAUCCUUCAUCUCCAUCCCUCCAUUCAGUUUAUCACCAUCCCAGACUCUCCAGGGUAUCAGGUGGUUCAGACACUGAGGCUCUCUCCUCCAGUUAUUGGACUUCCGCUCCCCAACACACCUGCUACACCUAGGUUCAUAUUAGUUCCUGCUGCCUCACCACCCUUCCAACGCCAAGUGCCACCACUCUCCCCGAUUGGCGGUGCAGUAGCGCCAGUCCAAAUGAGUUCAUCCCCACCAGGAUCUCUGUCAGACACCGCUAGCAAAGCCAUGUCUCACCCUUGUGCCUCACCCCUCUCCCCCAGCAAUGAAAUGUCUACAUGUAAGGAAUCCCCUCUUCCUCCAUUUGCCACUGUCCUUGAUAUUCCACUGGUUGUAAAGGACUACAUUCAGGAGGCCAAAGCACACAUGAGUCAAACCUGCCAGGAUAUGGGGUCAGACCUUAGCCUGACUUCUCAUUAUGUGAACGUGCAACUGAGCCAGAGAGAGAUUCUUCGCUCUGGAAAAAACACAAACAAAGACCUGGACAAGGAGCUGGUCAUCAUGGGAGAUACAGAUCGUCAAAAAAGCAUGUUGGGGCACAGUCAUAUCUUUAAAGACUCAAAUGGUGACAAACCCAGACGCUACAUAAUGCUACUUGGCAAUGCUGGCAUGGGAAAAACCACCCUCAUCAGGAAACUGUGUCUCGACUGGUCCAGAGACUGCAUCCCACAGUUUGACUUUGUCUUCUCUUUAGACGGCAAAGCACUCUCUUUAACAGAGCCGAACAAUAGCCUUCAGACCCUCCUAUUAAACCUUUCCUCCUUUGCCCCUACCUGCAUGGACCCCGACGCGGUGUACGCUCAAAUCCUUGCAGCCCCUAAGCGUGUGCUCAUCAUUUUUGAUGGCUUUGGCGAGUUACGGGACUAUGAAAUUCUUCUCCAGACUCAAGAAAAAGACUUGAUAUCUUCAUUGCAGAAAGACAGUAAAGCACAGACCUACACAGUAAAACAAUUAUACUCUGCCAUCCUUCAGAGGGUCCUCCUCCCAGGCUGCACUCUUCUGCUCUCCACACGACCAAGAGGCACUGCCAGCCAGCUACUCCGGCGGACGGACAGCCUUUUGGAGGUUUGUGGCUUCACCCCCGCAGACAUAGAGAUAUAUUUGUCCCAGUACUUCACUGACCCUGGCCUCAGAGCAUCUGCUUUGGACCGCUUGAAAAACUGCAGCUAUCUACAUCUCCUCUGCUGGAACCCUGGACUGUGUCGGUUGGUCUGCUUGGUUUUAGAACAGUGCAAAGGUUUAGAGGUCUUGCCGAGAACUUUAACCGGGCUCUGCCAUCAAGCGCUUCGUCUGAAAAUGGAAAAGGACAGUAGGAGCGCACACUCGCAGGCGGAAGCUCAAUCAGAAAUAUCUGUGCAAUCGGCAGAAGAAACCCAGACACAAAUCUCAAGUAGUUCUCAAGUUACGAGGGGUAACAAAAACACCCCGACGAAGUCCAGAGCACAGGCUCGCACUCGCAGCCAAAGAGCGAGGGGGUCAAAAAAACAGGAGAAAGAGGAAGAUGGCAUUGAUGGAGAGGGGACGCAGAGUGUUGUCGGGGAUGUAGAUAGAACAGAGGAGAGAGAGUUGCUGUCCCAGCUGAGUUCUUUGGCCUGGGAUGGGGUCAAAGCAAACUCCUCCAUCCUCCCCACGAGACGGACUGUAUCUGCCAAACUUAAGGCGUUCGGCCACAGGACAGGGCUCUUCUUCUCUUACCAUCUGAGGACGAGGCAGGUUGUCUCAAGUGGCGAGAGAGAGGGAGGAGGAAGGGAGGACAGAGAAGAAACGGGAACAGGAGAGGAUGGAGAAAAGAGGGGAAACAAGGGGAGGACGGACACUGAAAACGCUGACGCCAGUGAUGACCACAUCCUGUUGUGGGCCAACCCUUUUCUUCAGAGUUACCUGGCAGGGCUCCAUUUGUCUCUGUCAAGGACUGUAACAGACCGUGCUUUCCUCCAGACCCUCCCUUUCCAGUCAGGCCAGAAGGGACGUCGUCGACCACAAAGGGAAGAGCUCGAACUCACUCAGCGAUUUGCCGUCGGGCUUCUGUUCCACAACAGGACAGAGCUGCAGAGGCUUCACUCAUACACAGAGACAGCCUUCAGAGAUAUGAUGGCCGCCAAGCAGGCUUUAGUAACAAACCACCUUGAGGGUCUUUCCCAUGGUGACCUGAACCCCGCCCAGGUCCUGGAGGCAUGUCACUAUGUUUAUGAGGCGAGUUCCACACAUGGUAACGGUAGCAGAAACAGUGGCAGCACGCGAUUAGUCGCUCACCUGGCAGCAAAUCUCCCAGAAGUCCUGACAUUUCGCGGAGUUCCACUCAAGCCGUCGGACAUGUUCCCUGUGCAGAACGUUCUUGAAAGGGGUGGAACUAAAGGUAGACGGUUCUGUUUGGAUCUGGAGGAUUCUGGGAUACAGAUUUCGGGACUCAGAUCUCUGGUGGGGCUCAACAACAUCAACACAUACAGGGCAUGCAUUGCUGAUGUCAUCACCUUAUGGGAGCAGUUAGAGCAGAGUGGCGAAGAAGGGCUCCUACAAGGGAUGGUGUCCAAAUUCAAGAUCCACCCUCUGAAGGCCACACAGGUGUGUCACAUAGAGCACUUGGCAAAGCUGGUGAACAUACAUACGCACAAAAAGCUGUCGGACAGUUCCAGCCAAUCAGAUUCCAUCCUGGCCGAGGGAGUACCAGCUGUCAAAGAGCUACACAAGCUGGAGCUUGAACUUGGUCCAGAGAAAGGUCCCCUGGUUCUUCCCAAGCUGUGGGAGCUCCUGCCAGGUCUACAUAACCUACAGCACUUAGAUCUAGAGAACAGUAAGAUAGGGGACGAAGGGGCAGAGAAAUUGACUGAUGCUUUAGUCUCACUUGGUUCCCUGGAGAUACUUAAUCUGUCACAGAAUUGUAUAGGAGACAAGGGGGUGACAAAACUGGCAACCACGUUGAGGGCCCUGCCCAAACUGCACUGUUUAAGUCUCUACAGUAACGUGAUUUCUGACGAAGGGGCGGAGAGUUUAGCAGAUGUCCUGCCACACAUGGCUUCGCUCACUAACCUGGAUGUCAAGUACAACAAGCUAACAGAUGUUGGAGCUCAGAGCCUGGGAGCCAGUCUGAAAAACUGUAAGAAAAUGAAGACCUUGAGGAUGUGGAACCAGUGUAUUCCAUACGGAGUGUUUGAGAGACUUCAGCAGCAGGACAACCGGAUCCUUUUGCAGUAGAACGAUAUGAAACCUCUACCACAAGGCUAUGCACUUUUUUUUUUUUUAUCAUGCAUCUCAGGCAUACAUGUUUACACUACACAAUCCAUUUUCUAAAGCAUGUUUGUUAAAUAGAGAGAGAGAGAGACAGACAGAGAGAGAGAGAGAGAGAGAGAGAGAGAGACGGAGAGACACAGAACUUUAACAGAAAAUGCAAAAUGAUUUGCUGCUUUCUUCAACAGUUCAUUUUACCAGAUUCUUUCAAAGAUUCUACUCAGUGACACAGAGUAAUACUUCAUCCUUCAGUGUUACACAGUACUGCAUGUGUAUACUGUAUGGGUUUGUGGUAAUGCUUGGUACAAAUUUAAGAAGCACAUUUGCACUAUGUUACUUGUCUUUAUGCAGUUUUAUAGAUUUGUUGUAUUUCAUGUGCGUUUUUUUUUCUUGCUAUAUGAAUAGUGUUUUUGUUUUUUUUCUCUUUCUAUGACUGUACAUUAUACAUUGCUUAACAAUCUCCUGGCACUUUAAAAAAUAAAAUGUUUCAUUUGUCAGGUA
Perca fluviatilis (European perch) is the source of this 4816-nucleotide messenger RNA. RefSeq names its product class II, major histocompatibility complex, transactivator (gene ciita). The coding region runs from base 68 to 4282 and encodes 1404 amino acids. Gene Ontology annotation, molecular function: protein binding. The record is from RefSeq and is a predicted model, not a curated record. Gene Ontology annotation, biological process: positive regulation of MHC class II biosynthetic process; inflammatory response; positive regulation of MHC class I biosynthetic process. The transcript is spliced from 22 exons. NCBI's taxonomy places the organism in Eukaryota, Metazoa, Chordata, Actinopteri, Perciformes, Percidae.